This is a messenger RNA of Nicotiana attenuata, 1601 nucleotides long. Its product is annotated as DNA-directed RNA polymerases I and III subunit rpac1. Gene Ontology annotation, molecular function: DNA binding; protein dimerization activity. The coding region runs from base 105 to 1301 and encodes 398 amino acids. Gene Ontology annotation, cellular component: RNA polymerase III complex; RNA polymerase I complex. The record is from RefSeq and is a predicted model, not a curated record. Gene Ontology annotation, biological process: DNA-templated transcription. The transcript has 8 exons. NCBI's taxonomy places the organism in Eukaryota, Viridiplantae, Streptophyta, Magnoliopsida, Solanales, Solanaceae.
ACCCGCCUCAGUUGCAUAAAAAGAUUCAGAAUGAAGAUAUAAAGAGAAUCCUUAUGAUUCCUUAAAACCCUAAACCCUUGACGCUCAGCCGGACAACUUUGCCCAUGGGUUCCCCGACAGAGAGCGAGAGCAUGGAUACCGAGAGCAUAUCGACACAAGGGGAGAGCAUUGAUUCUCCUAAAAUAGCAAAGAUUUCAGUAUGGGAUUUGCCGGACGUGCCGCAGGGGAAGUUGCCCCCACACCUCGAGCUCCAGAGGACUCGCGUUAUGUGUGAUUUUUUAGCUCCCACUAAUACCCAGAAUAUACAAUACUCAGGUGCCUAUGCUUCUAUGGGUGUCGAUAACAGCGUGCAGUUCGAGCAAUUCCGCAACAAUUUCAAAGUGGAAGUUGUGAGACUUGAUGACGACGAAUUGGAGUUUGACAUGAUUGGUAUUGAUCCUUCCCUUGCCAACGCCUUUCGUAGAAUUCUCAUUGCUGAGGUCCCAACUGUGGCUAUUGAAAAAGUUCUUAUUGCAAACAAUACAUCCAUUAUCCAAGAUGAAGUGCUCGCUCACAGACUUGGUCUCAUUCCAAUUAAGGUCGAUCCAAGGCUGUUUGAGUAUAUGUCAGAAAAUGAUGUGCCUAAUGAAAAGAAUACAAUUGUUUUCAAACUCCAUGCUCAUUGUGAAAAAGGUGGCGAUCGACUUAGAGUCUUGUCCAGUGAGCUAAAGUGGUUACCCAAUGGCAGUGAAUUCAUACUGGGAACGGAAAGUCAAGCAUCAAAUUCGUCUGCGAAACCAAAAACUUAUACUUCAUUCAGCUGUAGUCAGGAUUCUCUACCAGAAUUCUCGAAUGGCCCAAUUGCCCCGAGAGAUGCAGAUAUCAUUAUAGCUAAACUUGGACCUGGUCAGGAGAUCGAGCUAGAAGCUCAUGCUGUUAAAGGCAUGGGUAAGACACAUGCAAAGUGGUCUCCUGUGGCUACGGCUUGGUACAGGAUGCUCCCUGAGGUUGUAUUAUUGCGAGAUAUUGAAGAUGAUGAAGCAGAAGAACUUGUGAAGAAAUGUCCGGUUAAGGUGUUCGAUAUUGAAGAUAUUGGUAAAGGUAAAAAAAGGGCAACUGUUGCACGACCGAGGGCUUGCACCCUUUGCAGGGAAUGCAUCAGAGAGGAAGGUUGGGAUAAGAAUGUAGCAGUGAGACGUGUAAAGGACCAUUUCAUCUUUACUAUAGAGUCAACUGGAGCAUUGCCACCUGAGGUGCUGUUUACUGAAGCUGUGAAGAUUUUGGAAGAAAAAUGUGAACGGGUGAUAACAGAGCUGUCAUGAUCAGUUCUGAAGGACUUUUGGGUAUGUCAUCCUUCCCAGAGAGCUUGGUUUCUUAUGUAGUAGUAGUUAGCAUGAUGGUGUAAUUUUUUUUUCCUACAUUCAUAUUCUGAUUUUUAUGUUUGCCUAUUGUCUUGGGGAACAUAUGGACGGGAAUGGGAAAAGUGGGUGAUGCUUGUAUUCCUGACUGUUGUCUUCGGAACCAUUUUAAAGAGGAUAAGAUGAAGACUAACAGUUUGUAGUUAAUUUUUGCUCCUUGGAAGUGAAAUGGAAAAGAAGAAAGGUAUUGAAGGCUUUUCCAUA